Messenger RNA from Dibothriocephalus latus, 348 nucleotides. Lineage: Eukaryota; Metazoa; Platyhelminthes; Cestoda; Diphyllobothriidea; Diphyllobothriidae. The record is from the annotation of a GenBank genome assembly.
AUGCCUUUCUCCCCCUCCAACUUUUCCAACGCUUUACAAUUUGCAUAUAAGGCCAGGCCUAGUACCCUGGAUGCUGCUGCUCUUGUUGUCUAUUUUGCUCUACGAGAUUUAGAUAAGAUUUGCCGCGCCUACGCAUUUGAAUUUCUUGACUACGCCAUCUCCUGCUUAAAAAGGCAUCCGCCCGCGGCCCUCUCGGCUGGGCUGUCUCUCGGCUUGGAGACUUUUAAUUCUCGCACUCAAUUCGUCGUCCAAGCCGGCAAGCUGACAUCUAGGUUCUACCUUAUCACCUCAGAUCUACUUCCUCCACACUGUCAAAUUGAGAUCGCCAAAAGACUGCCUGCAUGUUAA